Saccostrea echinata is the source of this 429-nucleotide messenger RNA. RefSeq names its product high mobility group nucleosome-binding domain-containing protein 5-like. The transcript has 2 exons. The record is from RefSeq and is a predicted model, not a curated record. The coding region runs from base 1 to 429 and encodes 142 amino acids. NCBI's taxonomy places the organism in Eukaryota, Metazoa, Mollusca, Bivalvia, Ostreida, Ostreidae.
AUGCUGAAGGAGGUGGAGAACCACAACAUGCUGAAGGGAGAACAAGAACAUGCUGAAGGAGGUAGAGAACCAAAACAUGCUGAAGAAGGUCGAGAACCAGAACAUACAGAAGGAGGUGAAGAACCAGAACAUGCUGAAGGAGGUGGAGAACCAGAACAUGCAGAAGAAGGUGGAGGACCAGAACAUACAGAAGAAGGUGGAGAACCAAAACAUGCUGAAGGAGGUGGAGAACAAGAACAUGCUGAAGAGGUGGAGAACCAGAACAUACAGAAGGAGGUGGAGAACCAGAACAUGCAGGAGGUGGAGAACCAAAACAUGCUGAAGGAGGUGGAGAACCAAAACAUGCUGAAGGAGGUGGAGAACCUGAACAUGCUGAAGGAGAUGGAGAAGCAGAACAUGCAGGAGGAAAAACAUGAUGAUGAUCAAUGA